Messenger RNA from Mercenaria mercenaria, 1313 nucleotides. RefSeq lists its product as uncharacterized. Gene Ontology annotation, molecular function: DNA binding. The coding region runs from base 326 to 1036 and encodes 236 amino acids. Lineage: Eukaryota; Metazoa; Mollusca; Bivalvia; Venerida; Veneridae. The record is from RefSeq and is a predicted model, not a curated record. Gene Ontology annotation, biological process: DNA integration; DNA recombination. The transcript is spliced from 2 exons.
UGUAGGGGAAGCCAUUAACCACCAUGUCAGGGACAUUGUUUCUGGAGAUAGACAAGAUCCGGGCUUUAUCCACAGCAAUGGACGACAUGCCAUCAGUAGUCCCGGAGCAUCUGUUAGAAAUUUGAACCGUUCUGUCCACAAGCUGCUGGAUGCCUCUAUAGCACCUGCAACAGCUAAUAGUUAUAAGAAUGCUUUACGGCACUAUAACCGCUUUCACAACACAUAUUAUCCAACAGACAGGUUGUUGCCAAUAUCAACAACCCGAAUAUGUCAAUUUAUUGCAUAUUGUCAUGACAGGCAAUUCAAGUGUUCGUCUAUCACAUCCAUGGUCUCAGCAUUAGCCUAUAUUCACAAUAUUUGUGAUAGGAAAGAUCCUACAAAAGCAUUCGUGGUUAAAAAAAUCUUAUUUGGUUUGCGUAAAAUUCAAAAUACAGAUAAAAGGUUACCAAUUUCUUAUGACAUCUUACGGCAGAUGGUUCAAGUUUUGCCCCAGGUUAUGGUCAACCCCGAAUUACGUUUACUGUGCCAGACUAUGUUCGUAGCAGCUUUCUUUGCUUUGUUACGUAUAGGGGAAAUUACUGUCACACAAUCGGGGGACCGCAAUACAAUUUUGUUGAAGAAUGUCAGUUUCCAGUAUAUCAAUCACAAACCUAUGAAGGCGUCUUUAGUCUUGGGCAGCUUCAAACAUUCCCAAGGGGUGUCAGCUACAGUAUCGGUUAAACGUCACAAAAAUAAGAACACAUGUCCGGUGCGAUUAUUGCAUAAAUACAUCAACAGUUGCAAUCACACCACAGGAACGUUAUUUAAGUUUCCAUGUGGCCGUCCAGUCACUGACAUUUUUUUUAAAUCUGAUUUACGUGAAUGUAUUCAGAAAUGUAGGUUAGAUUCAGCAUUAUAUACACCUCAUUCAUUUCGUAUAGGGGGCGCAACUCAUGCGUAUGACUGUAAUCUGUCUGAUUCUAGGAUCAGGUUUUUAGGCAAAUGGAAAUCAAAUGCUUAUCAGAAAUAUAUUCGGCCUUCAAAUUCAUUAACAUAGAAGUAUGGGGGUUUGGUAGAGGGAUAUAUCUCCCCUCUUUGGUUUACCAAAUUCAUGGUACUAGUUAAAAAUAGAAAUAGCUUUAUUUAAAAUAAAUACCUCGGACACAUUUUGCCAGUUUAAGAGGUACCGAUUGUCAUGUCUGGUGGAGCCAGCAUGGCCUGUGACAGUAUUCUUGUCUGGUGGAGCCAGCAAGUUUUGUUAUAUUUGCGGACUUGGACAGAUAUAUAACUUUGAUCUCGUGAAUCAUUUAUUUUACAUUCUUGUGUUAGUUUGU